AUGGACAACAUCGACGACGAAUAUGAACGGCUUGUAGAAUGUCGUCACGACUGUACGAGGAAAGUGAAAAGUUUCAAAAGCACCAAGAGACGCUUGUUUCCGAAAACUCUAGAGCUGGUAGGUCAGCGUGGAGCAGCAAAAGCAGCAGGAAGAAGUGUUGGCAGAAGCUGCAGAGGCGAGACAGAGCAUUCGCUACGCUCAUCAGAACUUCGCCAAUCGUAA
This is a messenger RNA of Necator americanus (New World hookworm), 222 nucleotides long. RefSeq lists its product as uncharacterized. The coding region runs from base 1 to 222 and encodes 73 amino acids. The record is from RefSeq and is a predicted model, not a curated record. The transcript has a single exon. Lineage: Eukaryota; Metazoa; Nematoda; Chromadorea; Rhabditida; Ancylostomatidae.